This is a messenger RNA of Lutra lutra (Eurasian river otter), 630 nucleotides long. Its product is annotated as sperm acrosome-associated protein 5-like. The transcript is spliced from 4 exons. Lineage: Eukaryota; Metazoa; Chordata; Mammalia; Carnivora; Mustelidae. The record is from RefSeq and is a predicted model, not a curated record. Gene Ontology annotation, biological process: fusion of sperm to egg plasma membrane involved in single fertilization. Gene Ontology annotation, cellular component: acrosomal vesicle; sperm flagellum. Gene Ontology annotation, molecular function: lysozyme activity. Bases 49 to 546 code for a protein of 165 amino acids.
AACAGGGCAGCGUCUGAGUCUAGAGCAAAGAGUUGGAUAGGAGGUCCUAUGGGUGUUAUCAUGCAGACCUGUGUCACUGUGAUGGUGACUCUGGCCACACUGAUGGUCGCCACCGUGGAUGCGAAGAUCUAUGAACGCUGUGAACUGGCAGUGAAGCUGGAGAAGGCAGGCCUUAAUGGCUUCAGGGGCUACAGCAUUGGAGACUGGCUGUGCAUGGCACACUAUGAGAGUGGCUUUGACACCUCCUUCGUGGACCACAAUCCUGACGGCAGCAGCGAGUACGGCAUUUUCCAGCUGAACUCUGCCUGGUGGUGCAACAACGGCCUUACACGCACCCAGAACCUCUGUCACAUAGAGUGUCAAGACCUGCUCAACCGCCAUAUUCUAGAUGAUAUCUUGUGUGCCAGGCAGGUGGUGUCCUCACAGGAUGGUAUGGCUGCUUGGGAUUCAUGGACCCGGCACUGUUCUGGCCAUGAUUUAUCUGAAUGGCUCAAGGGAUGCAAUAUGCAUGUGAAACCUGAUGCAAAGAAGGUUAAUCAUUCGUGACUUGGUUUCCCAGAAGAAGAGAUUUUCUUUUCCUUUCUUUUCUUUCUUCUGUGGUUUUAAUAAAGAAUGGUAUCUAUAAACUAG